Molecule: messenger RNA, 3099 nt
Organism: Ananas comosus (pineapple)
Lineage: Eukaryota; Viridiplantae; Streptophyta; Magnoliopsida; Poales; Bromeliaceae
Product: auxilin-related protein 2-like
Exons: 8
Coding region: 7-2643 (878 amino acids)
Biological process (GO): clathrin-dependent endocytosis; clathrin coat disassembly
Cellular component (GO): vesicle; intracellular membrane-bounded organelle; cytoplasm
Molecular function (GO): clathrin binding
Source: RefSeq, a predicted model, not a curated record
AGGGCCAUGGACGAGUUCCCCGGGCUCCUGGCCCGCGACUUCGGCUUCCGCCCCCAGGACAAAUCCGCGCCCAUGGCCGCGUCGAAGCUGUCCUCCUCCUCCUCCUCCUCCGCCUCCGCCUCGUUGCGGAGCAAUCCGAGAUCCGGGUGGAGCCAACCCGAUCCCCUCCUCGGAGACCCCGCGAUCGGCCCCAUCUUCGACGGGUUCGGGGAUUCGGGAUCGAAAUCGGCUUCGUCGUUGCCGGUGUUCGACAAGCCCGUAUACGACGACGACAUCUUCGGCGGAGUCCCCGGGGUGAAGAGCUCCUCGGUCGCGUACGACGACGUCUUCGCGUCGAUGAUGCGGUCGGGGCCGAGCCACGCCGCGUCGGCCCCUCCGUACGAUGAUCUCCUCGAGAAUCUCGGGAAGGGAGCGCCGGAGACGAAGGGCGGUGGCGAUAGGAGGUCGGAGGGGAGGAAGGCGUCGGAAUUCUCCGAGUUCGAUGAGCUGAUACCUGGAUUUGGUGGGAGUAGCCCUCCUAUGCGGAAAAGGGAAGCUCCUCGGACUAAUGAACAGAAACCUGCUGUUCCAUCAGCUAAGCCAAGCGGCAGCAUGGCAGAUGAUCCCUUCGAUGUAUUGAAAACAGCUUCUACUUCAGCAUAUUCAUCCUCCGGGUUGUUUGCUGAUCCAGUGCAGCGUAACGUGGACACCUCUUCUACAACCGGUGGUGGGAAUUUUGAUACUUCAAAUGAUUUUGAUGGUCUCUCAAAAUCAGUGCCCUUCUUUACUUCUGAGGUGAAUAACAAGCCAAAGGAGAGAAGCCCCCCAAACAACAUACGAGACUCAAGCCCUGUACAUAAUUUUACUCGCAAAGAAUUGUUUCAAGGAUCUUCAAUGGACUCUUUUGAAAAUAUCACCCCUGAUGUGCUGUCUGCUAAGUUUUCAGAUUCCAACGAAUAUGUUACCACCAGUGGUGUUCAAAAUUCAGAACAAUUGCCAAAGUCUAACGAACAUUCUGAAACAGAAGAUGACGUAUGGCUUACAGUUGCUGAAAUUCCUCUCUUCACACAACCCACGAGUGCUCCACCACCUUCACGGCUCCCACCACCACUUAGGUCAUUUGAUGCAAAUGCAAAAAGGAAAGAGAAUAAAUAUUUCUCACAAACUAGUCUAAGAGAUAGUUACCAAAGAGACUCAGAGAAGAAAUCAGGAGUGGCUCCACUAGAUGAACUAGAUGAUUUUGUCAUGGUUAAGCCUCAGAAGUUUGCUUAUGAGGAAGAAAUUGAGAAAAAUUCAUCUAUGGCGGCAUCUGCAGCUGCUGAAAGUACAGAAUUCACACAUAAAGAAAGAGAUACACAUGAUCUGGAAGAAAGAGAGAAGCAAGAAAGGUUGCAACGAGAAAAAGAAGAGAGAGAAAGGGAAGAGCAAAAGAGACUUGAAAAGGAGAGAGAGAAAAGGGAAAGAGAGAGGGCCAGACAAGCUGUGGAGAGGGCUACAAGGGAGGCACGGGAAAGAGCAGCUGCUGAAGCUCGCCUAAGAGCAGAGCGAGCUGCAGUACAGCGGGCAGCUGCAGAAGCACGUGAAAGAGCAGCAGCGGAGUCUAGAAAGGCUGCUGCAGAAGCUAGAGAAAGAGCUGCUGCAGAAGCUAGGGAAAGAGCUGCAAAGGCUGAAGCCGAAGCUAGGGAAAUAGCUGCGGAGGAAGCUAGGGAAAGAACUGCGGCAGAAGCUAGGGAGAGAGCUGCUGCUGAAAGGGCUGCUGUUGAGAGAGCUGCUGCAGAAGCACGGCAGAGAGCUGCUGCUGAAGCGAGAGAAAGGGCUGCUGCAGGAGCUAGGGAAAAAGCUGCAGGAGCUAGGGAGAAAGCUGCUGCUGAAAGGGCUGCUGUGGAGAGAGCUGCUGCAGAAGCACGGCAGAGAGCCGAGAGAGCAGCUGUAGAAAGAGCUUCUGCUGAAGCUAGACAGAGGGCAGCGGCUGCUGCAAGAGAAAAGAUGCAAAAAGCUGAGAAUGACCUCGAAUCAUUCUUUGGUACUGGGUUUCGGGCAAGCAGUGCAUCGGACACUUUGUUUAACUCUCAAGCUCAAACUAGAGGAAGUUCUGAUGUGUCACGAAGUACAUCUUCUGGUUCAGUUCCCAACACUAGGAAGACAUCAUCAUCUACAACAAAUAUUGUUGAUGACCUCAGUUCUAUAUUUGGAGCCCCUCCAUCCUCUGGAGAAUUUCAAGAGGUUGAAGGAGAGAAUGAAGAAAGAAGGAGAGCUAGAUUUGAACGUCAUCAAAGAACCCUUGAAAGAGCGGCAAAAGCUCUGGCUGAGAAAAAUGAGAGAGAUAUGCAAACUCAAAGGGAACAGACCGAAAGACAUAGGAUAGCUGAAACUCUAGACUUUGAGAUAAAGCGUUGGGCUGCUGGGAAAGAAGGCAACUUACGUGCCUUGCUAUCAACAUUGCAUUAUGUACUUUGGCCUGAAUGUGGCUGGCAACCCGUAUCAUUGACCGAUCUGAUUACGGCUGCUGCCGUGAAAAAGGUAUACAGGAAAGCUACACUGUGCAUUCAUCCUGAUAAGGUGCAACAAAAGGGUGCAACUCUUCAGCAGAAAUAUGUUGCAGAGAAGGUGUUUGAUCUUCUCAAGGAAGCAUGGAACAAGUUCAACUCCGAAGAGCUCUUUUAAAAUGGGCUAUGGGCACAACAUUUGUGUGAUCUGCGCGAGAUAUUGCAAGGGCAAGCAACCACAGUGUGACCACAGUAAAGCGUUGUUGUGAUUAAUUAUUUUUUAAACAUAUUCUAAUUCUUUUCGUGUUUUCCACCUGCGAUCGAUCAUUUUGAUGGUGCCUUUCCUGGCUACAUUGCUGCUCCAGAUAUAGAAAUUGUUCCGAAGUGUUGUAUAUCAAAUUUUGUCGCCCGACGAGAUCAGUAUUGAGCGAGGCCGUUGCGAUUUUACGGGUUCUCUGUUACCUUGUAGCUUUGUGAGUGUGUGAAAACAAAACCCACCUUAUGUGUAUACAUGCAUCUUCUCCAUCAAAUCUCUUGGAUAUUUGUUUGAUACAAUACUAUAUUUGUUGAAUGUUGGUAAUGUUAAAGUGCCAUUUAUAAAUAAUAUUAGUAAAGGGGGGUAUUUGAGUUUCGA